AUGGCCAACGACGACGGCCUGUGGGACUACCAGGACGGACUCACACGAAACGUCUCCAGGAACAUGCUGCAGCGAAUACGGUGGCAAGCGCUCCGGCGAUUCGCGUCGUGUCCAUCUUGUCACGGGCUCGGCCCGUUCACCACUGUGGUGAAGGGGGAGAAAAAGAGCAGGAAGCUGGCGGCCUUCAAGGACCGGGCACAGGUCGAGGCCCGCCAGGCGCUACGCCGUUGGAGGUGCCAGGCUUCAACCCUAUUGAAGCUCCUAGAUCAUUCCGGGUCAUCGUGCAUUCAUAACCUGACCCUCACCCAAGCCCUUAACUUUCUCCUGGCGCAGAACGACUUCAUGAUGGAGCUGUUCCUCCGCCGGCAUGGCCUUCGUCAGGACGCAGAGUUACAGCUCUACAUCUUCUUGGUCUCGCUCAAGACACACUACAAGAAGACAGCAACGGUGCAUACCUUCGCUCGCCUUAUGGACCUCCUCAACGACUACAACAGCACCAACAGUACCGUUGACGCCCACGGCUACACACAAAGCGCGCCCGGUCAUGAUCACGACUCCAAAGGGAAGAACCUCAAGGACAAGAUGGAGCACUUCAUGCGGGAAGAGGAGCUGUUGGAGCAGGAGGUACAGCCGCACAGGACCCCGCUAGGUCCCGCCUACAUUCCUGUUUUGCUAUUCACCAGGCGGAUUUUGCUCAAGAGGUCUAAGGUAGACUUGAAGGCUCUGCACCGCGAGAGGAUGCGCCAGCGCUUUAUGAGCGCCGCCUCUCGUUGGCAGAUGCAGGAGGCCGCGGCAAUCGCAUUCAAAGAAGCUGGGACAGAAGUUUCGUCAAACGAGUCCGCAGCAGUCGUUCCGAUCAACGACCUGGAGACGGCGGUGGACUGCCAACCGGACGCCUCCGCCGCUUCUGCCUCGACUCGUCUCGAUGCCAACCCCAACUCCGCGCACGGUUGUAACACGAUUGACACGACCGACCCACACGAUCCGUCGGCGAGAGAAGAAACGGCCCAGCACACGCGGGUAGCCCCAACCGCGACCGGCCAUGGCGAGUCACGCCCGCCGGUCGGUGGAUCGGGUUCGGGAGACACCGCCGCAGGCAAGAGCCACAGCAACCACUCGGGGACCGCAACACCAGCAACGACGACGAAAGCAUCGACUUCGACCGGCAUUCACAACCGCCGGGGUUCCGGUACGGCCGGGGGCCUCGCCGACCGCAACAAGAGCGUGUUCCCCACACCCGGCAAGGGCAAGCACAAGCACAAGCACAAGGCGCCCAAGCAGCCAAGCGGGAGCAGCGCGAGUCACGGCGGACAGCACGGCGGCGCGAGGAAGGACAAGGAAUCGGGCAACAAGAGAGAAUACCCGUCUGGCUUGUCCGAAGAGGGACACGACAAGGCCGUCGCCGGGGAGGGCGAGGUACCGGCUAUCGACCUCCCGAAGCACGUCCUCACCGAAGACAACUGCACUUUUUGGGUUUCGAUGGAGAUGGCCGUUCGUGUCCUGACUGUAGUCCUGCACUGGUGCCCCCCGGCUAAGAGACACGCCUACAUGAGGUCCAUCGAGAAAACCGCGGCUCUACUGACGUCGAGAGGUCAUAUCACUGGAGUCGAGGCGAGCCAUUCGUUCAUCCGCUCCGCCAUGCGCAAGACCAUCGCCGCCGUGGAGUCAAGCGAGAGCGCUUCAGGCGCUGGGAUAGGCGGGUCCGGCGUCACGGAGACGAUGGGCGGCAUCCGUGGCUACUACGAGGAGGGCUGCGGCGUAGGCGGUGUGGUCACCGGGGACGCUGCCCUGCACGACGCCCGCAUAAUCAUCGACAUGGAUCGAGUCGUUGAGCUGGUGAUGGAGGUGAUGCUGUUAAGGCAGAACUCUAUCGAGCACCGGCUGAAGGUGCUCUUCACCGACGGGGAUGAGAACGGGGACGGUGUGCUGAGCUUCGAAGAGUUCAACCGGAUUGUCCUCAGGGCCGCUCCCCACUUCAGCGAGAGGCGAACAUUGCGCAUGUUCCGGGAAGCGCAAACUGCCGGUAAAGAAGGCACUUACGCUAUCGAGAAGGACACUUUUUGCGACGUUUGCCGACAGCACGGCCUCGUACAACUGAUCGACAUCGCGCACCUAGAGAGGGCGGUUGAGGGAGGCCCUGAUGGCGCGGCGCGCUUCCACCUGCUGCAAAACGAUUUUUCGGAGAGAGUUCUACAGCAGCCUCUACAGCAGCCGCUACAACAGCCUCUGCAGCAGCCGGUAGUGUCGGCUGCAGAGUCAUUAAGUGCACCACCAUCGCCAUCAACACCUCCAUCCUUACCCGCAACGAGCGCGCUUAACGUUUCACUUGAACUUCCAUCGUUUCACAUGAAGAAGGGGGUGAGCAAAGAGUUGGGGAAAGAGAGGAAGAAGGGCAAAGCGUUGGAGGGUAGAAAAGAGGCUGCUCAAACGGAGGCGGGGGAGGUAAAAGUGGACGACGGAGAGGAGCGGGAGGAGGAUGACAACGACGAGGAGGAGGAUGAGGAAGAGGAAAAGAAGCAGGACGAGGCGGGUGUUGCGGAGUACCACGAGCGUGGCCUUGGCAGCGAAGUUUCGUGGGGCGAUGGAAACAACGAAGGUGAUGAUAGUGGUGGCAGUGGGUCUAGUGCCGAUGACGUUGAAGGUGGUCGUGGGGCCAAGGCUGAAGGGCUGAAGGGCGCAGUGGCGUUGAUAAUGAAAGGGAGCAAACCCCCCGUACGAGAGCGAAGAGGAAGGUAAACUUUGAGAUCGCAUCGCUCUUUUGUAUCCCUUCCGUAGUGCUCCCAGGAAGGGAUUCAUUGUCUUGUACUUUGUCAACACGACCAGUGGUAGCCACAGACUACUUGCGGCGGCCUGGGUUUCAAAUGGAAAGGGCUUCAGUACCGUCAUUCUGGUCGUUUUGGGACAACACCGACAGCUUUUGGCCAGACGAACUUCAGCUGCUCGUCAGGUGGUCAGUAUUUGCCCGCGUUGUCGUCAUCAUACGGUCGUUCGGCGAUGUAGGAAAUGUCUGGGGCGACGCGGAACGUGCAAGAGGAGAAAAGAUCUGUUGGGAACGCCUUCCAGGACCUCGAUAGCUCGUGUACCCUCUACGAAGCGCGUGGGGUUGCCACACUCCGCUAUCAGUUGUUGCGGUAUCCUCGAUGUCUACUGGGGACCCAUACCGUUGUCGUUUCCGGCUCUACCUCAGGCCUGUCCUGGUCUCAACUCAAUGCGGUAGC
Molecule: messenger RNA, 3218 nt
Organism: Ectocarpus sp. CCAP 1310/34
Lineage: Eukaryota; Phaeophyceae; Ectocarpales; Ectocarpaceae
Source: the annotation of a GenBank genome assembly